Messenger RNA from Astyanax mexicanus (Mexican tetra), 3121 nucleotides. It is a transcript of the gene cdca2, whose product is annotated as cell division cycle associated 2. Bases 251 to 2842 code for a protein of 863 amino acids. The transcript is spliced from 14 exons. The record is from RefSeq and is a predicted model, not a curated record. Gene Ontology annotation, biological process: regulation of chromosome segregation; regulation of mitotic nuclear division. Gene Ontology annotation, cellular component: chromosome; nucleus. Lineage: Eukaryota; Metazoa; Chordata; Actinopteri; Characiformes; Acestrorhamphidae.
CUUCCUGCUGCCGCCGCUGUUGUUAGUGUAGGUAUGGCGGUUUGAGUGUUAAAAUAGUAAUAAAACAGAAUAAUUUAGGGAAUAUACUGUAUAUAUCUUCUGUUUUUAGGUGUAAACGUGAUUUGUAGAGUUUUAUGUUUAUAAUAGAGGAGUUUAUGCAUUUUAUAAGCUGUAUUUUAAGCUUUUAUUUAUAACUUAAGUUUGUCGUGAGUGGCGAAUCUGCGGAGAGAGUUAUAACCUGAUCUUCAGGAUGGACAGUGUGGAGACGGUGGGCAGCCGGACCCCUCUGGGCGUUCUCACCCCGUCUCAGCAGAACAGUGAAGCUGGAGACGUUGAUUUCUCCAAACUCACGCCGUCUCACUUCGGCAUCUCCACAGACAGCUUCAUUACGUUUAAAGAGAAAGAUAAAUCCAGAGUGGGUCAGCUAAAAUCGAGGCGGCGGUCCACUAUCGGAGUGAGGGGGUCGCCCGAAACCAACUCCCUCAUCCGCUUCAGAGCCAAGGAGGUCCUGAAGACCCCUCCACGCACUCCUCAGCAGAUGCUGGAGAACCCCCUGUUUUCAGGCUGUGACUCUAUAAAGCAGAAGAUGGCCGCCUUCCAGCGGCUGAUGGGAGAAGAUGAGGAGGAUGGAGAAGAGUCUGUCGCCCCGGAGACGGAGGAGAAGAAGAACGAACGAGUGGGAGGAGAUUCGACAGGCGACGCCCAGAACGGUUCUGGUUCUGAUUCUGAGGAGACGGGGAACCGAUUGACCCCAGUGAGCCACCGUCCUGCUGUAACACCCCCUCCAUCCAAGAGACGCCGCCGGGUCCCGUCGGGUUUCUGUACAGAGGAAAUCCAGGAGGAACCAGUACCUGACCUCCAGAACAUCCUGAAGCAGGAGGUGAUCUGUUCGCAGUUUAAAAGCCCGGCUCCGGUUCUGGUUCUGGGUUCUGACUCUCAGUCUCAGCUGAUGUCUUUACCCAUGCUGUCCAAACCUGAGGUGAUGAGAACAGACGACCCUGAGGUUUCUUCGGUAUCUAAGAAGAAGAGGGUUCGGUUCGGGGCGCCGCUGUCCCCCGAGUUUUUCGAUAAGACCCUCCCCCCCAGCACCCCGCUACAGAAAGGAGCCACACCCCUCCGCCCCCCCUCCUCAACGGGACGCAAACACUCGCUCCUCAAAACCCCCCAGAGGUUCGAACCCCUCCUCCCCCAGCCGGACUUCUACAGCCCCAAGGACAACGGAGCGUCCCCGGAGUUCAGGAUCCCCCGCAGCCGGAGGGACGAGGAGGAGGACGGGGACGAGGUCUUCCUCUAUGGAGAAAAGAUCAGUUUCCCCGUUCUGGAGGAGGAGUCUGAUCCCCCAGCUGAUCACAGAACAGAUGCUGUUUUGGCUGAAGGCCCUCAUCCGGUACUACACCCCCCGUCUCCGGCAGCAGGAAGUGAAUAUAUGGACACGGCUUUCCAAGAGGAAGUGGAACCGCUCGACCCAACGCUCUCCGCAGAACCAGAGUCCAGCCUUGAGCCACAACAGAAUCCAGAAGAUCAGCAGCGUCCAGAGUCUCCAGCGUCCACGGCGGAGGCGUCUCGUCCUCGCGGCAGGAAGAGGAAGCAACAGGCGGAGCGCGAGAGCGAGCCAGAGACGAAGAGGAGCUCUCACAAGCCAAAAACGAAGCAGAUCAUUCCAGAGAAGGAAAAAGAGGAUGAGGACGAGCCGGAGACGAGGAGGAGCUCUCGCUCUGCUGCAGCAUCUGCUAAAGGGAAGCUGAAGACGGCGUCGGCGAAGAGGCGGUUUGGGAGUAAGGAAGUGGACCGAUCACUGUACGGAAAAAGAGACUACGCCUCCAAAAACCCACUGCUCAGCCCCAUCAUCGAGACCACACCCGCCAGCCUACCCAACACCCCAACACCACCAUCACUACCGCACACAGGCGUAAACUCCGCCCCCGACUCAAACUCCACCAAUCAAACUACAAGCAUUCCCAACGCAUCAUCUGGUGCCUCUGAUGGAUCAGACAGAACGGCAGGUCUGGUGGCGGCAGCUGCCUUAUUUCGCCGUCGCUUCUUGCAACCACCAACUGCAACUCAACCGCAAACGAACAACGAGAGCACCACUGCUGUAGACGAUUCCUCCAGCCAAUCAGAAGCUGAUCUAGCAUCUGAUGAUACAUUGUGUCAGAUGGGUGUUGCCCAAUCAGGUGCAAAGGCUCCCAAAGCUCGACGCAACUCCGGUAGACCAGCAGGUCGCCGACGUAGCGCAAACUCCGCAAGAGCGAGACGUCUCAGCGGCAGCGCUCAGGAACACGAAACCAAUGAUCUGGAGGAACCUGAAGAACCUGCAAGUAUCAGAUCAUCUGGUUCUGAAUCUUCAGAGUCUUUAGAAGCUUCUGAAACUCAAACUUCUGAGCAGAUUGAGACCCAAAACCAGAUUAACGAAUUCGUUUCUACAGCAAAAACCAGCGACGAAACACAACCCAAGACUACGACGUACGAAAAAGCAGAAGACGAACCAUGUCAAGAUCCGUUAGAGACGAACCAAUCACCAGAAGAACUCACCGAAGAUCCAAAACAUCCAACAGAACCUUCAGAACCAGUUUUAGAGGCGUGGCAGGAAGCCGACUUCAAUAUCGAAGACGUCCUGAAGCCCGUAAAGACCAAGAGCCGAGGAUCAGUCCGCCGCAGCUUGAGGAACCGCAGGAGCGUGCAGGACGUCCAGGCCAGCGGUCUCGCCUGGGUGGACCACACAUCCCCAGAGCUGAUGACAGCCGGACGCCGGAGGACACGCAGCAGACUGAGCGCCGUCUACCAGCCGGCUACGGUUCUAGAUACCGAGGAACCACAGCAGCAGCAGAACCUGGGAGAGUGAAACCGGGAGACGUUAAGACAAUUUUAGAACCAUGUUGUGGAUUUUGUUUUAGAAAUGAAACAAAAAAAUGCCAAUUCAGCUCUUAAGUGUUUUGUGGUUCAUGAUUGAUUGAUUGAUUGAUUGAUUGAUUAGCUUUUUUCUAUUCUUUCCUUUUAUGUUUUUUUAAAGAAAAAUUACAUGUUAAUAGUUGAAAAACGAAAUACCAUUUUCCUGAUAUGGCGUUAAUAUGCAGCUCUCAUUUUUUCCUGCUUAUUAAAUCUUAAAUCUGUGUUAAAUCUU